CAUCCAUCUCUGCACCGGGACACGCAUACGAAAAGAGGCUUCCGGAUAAAUAAAUACAAAACUGAAAAGGCGUCAGAACAGCGAGGAAAAAAAACACACACCGGCUGCUGCUGCUGCCCCACAUUGUGAAGGCGGUCCGUGAUAUGCAAAGAGACUCACAGCCGGCUGUCCUUCAUUACUCCAACCGGACAGCACGGCGGUGAUACUCCGGAGGUCCCGCUCGGCUGUUGAAGUGAUGCACCCCGCAGGACCGAGUCACCAGUGAAAUGAUUUGAUCUUCGCUGUGGAUACUUGCAGUCGGUGUUGUAGAUGAUAAGAGGGAGCAUGAAGUUUGCGGUCGCGGUGUUGUGGUUCUCCCUUGCUCUCGGGAAGGCUACUAUGCAAGCUGAGGAAGAUUUUGUAUCGCUGGCCGAGUUGGAGGAUUCCUUGUUGAGGAACCUUUUCAGGGGUUAUCAGAAGUGGGUCCGGCCUGUCCAUAAUGCCAACGACACCAUCACCGUGUGCUUUGGACUGAAGAUCUCACAGCUGGUGGAUGUGGACGAAAAGAACCAAGCGAUGACUACAAAUGUCUGGCUCUGGCAGGAGUGGGUAGACGUGAAGCUGAAGUGGAACCCAGAUGACUAUGGAGGUAUCACCUCCAUCAGAGUGCCCUCAGAGACUAUAUGGCUGCCUGACAUCGUCCUGUAUGAAAAUGCGGACGGUCGCUUUGAAGGUUCCCUCAUGACCAAAGCCAUCGUGCGUUGGGAUGGCACCAUAACAUGGACUCCACCGGCCAGCUACAAGUCCUCUUGCACCAUGGACGUCACCUUCUUCCCAUUUGACCGACAGAACUGCUCCAUGAAGUUCGGAUCCUGGACUUACGAUGGGAACAUGGUGGACCUGGUCCUGGUGGAUCACUAUGUGGACCGGAAAGACUUCUUUGAUAACGGCGAGUGGCAGAUCCUCAACGCCACGGGACAAAGGGGAAGCAGGAGGGAUGAGAUGUACUGGUACCCAUUUCUCACUUACUCCUUCAUCCUCAAGAGAUUGCCUCUGUUCUACACCCUCUUCCUCAUCAUCCCAUGCCUCGGCCUCUCCUUCCUGACCGUGCUGGUGUUUUAUUUGCCAUCAGACGAAGGAGAGAAACUGUCACUCUCCACAUCAGUGCUGGUGUCGCUCACUGUGUUCCUCCUGGUCAUAGAGGAAAUCAUCCCGUCUUCCUCAAAGGUGAUCCCACUGAUCGGUGAAUACCUGCUGUUCAUCAUGAUCUUCGUCACUUUUUCCAUCAUCGUCACCGUCUUUGUCAUCAACGUCCACCACCGUUCUUCAACUACUUACCACCCCAUGGCCCCCUGGGUAAAGAGCCUCUUUCUUCAGAGAUUGCCUAGACUGCUGUGUAUGAGGGGGCACACUGACAGAUACCACUUUCCAGAUAUGGAGAUGCAUAGCCCGGAGCCGAAGCCCCGCAAAGGUGCGGGGAAGAAGGGGGCUCCCGGCCAGCAGAGGGGCCCCCCCGCCGCGAAGGAGGACGACAACCAAGCCUGGCUGGCCAUGCUGGAGAAAGCCACAAAUUCAGUACGCUACAUCAGCCGUCACAUCAAAAAGGAGCACUUCAUACGAGAGGUUGUUCAAGACUGGAAGUUUGUGGCUCAGGUGUUGGACAGGAUUUUCCUGUGGGCCUUCCUUACAGUGGCAAUACUAGGAACUGUCCUAAUCUUCACCCCCGCUCUGCAGAUGUACUACAGCACACCAUGAUAAACAUACACAACCUGAAAACCCUCCUACUGCUCGUUCUUUUUCCAAUUUGUCUUGUCUGUAUUUUAUUGAUGCAACUCAAUAAAACAUUCACACUGUAUAUUUUUCUUUUUGUAGAAACAAGCUCGAGCUGCACACGUUGACCUCCCUGCAGUGCGUUUUGCAGCCUGUAAUGACUACUGCAGACUGUUGUUAUCUAAAUGUAACUUGUCAAUUAAUGUAAGGUGCAUGCACAGAGUGCAGAGGAACGAAAGCAAUAAGCAGGUUAAAGUAGCGUGUAUAAUUUAAAUAUCCAUGUUUGUAUAACUGUGACAUUGUAAUCAUACAUGCAACAACAUGCACAAUAUCACUUCAUUAAUAAUGCAUUGUUUUUUUGUGUUACAUUUACCAUGUUGUUCUACCAGCUGUGAGUGCUGUUUAGACGAU
This is a messenger RNA of Trematomus bernacchii (emerald rockcod), 2160 nucleotides long. It is a transcript of the gene chrnb3a, whose product is annotated as cholinergic receptor nicotinic beta 3 subunit a. Gene Ontology annotation, biological process: regulation of membrane potential; chemical synaptic transmission; nervous system process. Bases 310 to 1734 code for a protein of 474 amino acids. The record is from RefSeq and is a predicted model, not a curated record. Gene Ontology annotation, molecular function: transmembrane signaling receptor activity; acetylcholine-gated monoatomic cation-selective channel activity. NCBI's taxonomy places the organism in Eukaryota, Metazoa, Chordata, Actinopteri, Perciformes, Nototheniidae. The transcript has 8 exons. Gene Ontology annotation, cellular component: postsynaptic membrane; neuron projection; synapse.